CUCCCCUCUACUCCAUGCUUAUUAUAAUUCCUUGAUCUAUUUCCUCCCCAUAACUUUAGAUAGUUUCUUGAUCCUUAGCACAAAAUAAAUUCACUCUUUUAUAUGUCAUUAAAAAGGACAUUUAUCAGUUCAUAUAUUCUUGAUAUUCUCUUUGCAAUGGAGCUGAAGAUCACUAGCUUAACUGCCAUUUUCUUCCUCUUCCUCCUCCUGAUUGGACCUUGUUCUUCUUCAGGAAAAAUGGAUUUGUUAAACAUGGAUUCGGGAAUUUAUGAAAUUGAUUAUAGAGGUCCAGAAACUCAUACUUAUAUUCCUCCACCAACUGGAUCAAGGGGAAGGCAUAAUUUUCAACACCAAAGCAUGUUACAACAUCGCAAAUUCAAAGGCUUGAGAGCUAGUAAGAUCAGAGAAAAGGGGAAGAAAAUUCAUAGAUGAAUUUCUUAGAAUGUGAUGUGUUUGGGGUGUUCUUUUGAAAUUUGGAUCAGCAAUCAAGAAGAGGUGCUUCUUUGAGAUAUACUUAGAGAAAAUGUUGUCCAGCAUCUGGAGAAUCUAGAGAGGAAUUUAAUCAAAUAUCAAAUGCAUUAGCUUGGGAUUUUUUAAAUUACCUUAUAAUAUAUCUACGAAAAAUUGUAUAAAUGAGCCUUGUGGGACUUUGAUUAGUGCAAUUAUAUUCAUUAUUAUUCAAUAAAAUCGUUGUCAUUCAGCAUUUA
This is a messenger RNA of Nicotiana attenuata, 707 nucleotides long. RefSeq lists its product as uncharacterized. The record is from RefSeq and is a predicted model, not a curated record. The transcript has 3 exons. The coding region runs from base 103 to 432 and encodes 109 amino acids. NCBI's taxonomy places the organism in Eukaryota, Viridiplantae, Streptophyta, Magnoliopsida, Solanales, Solanaceae.